AUAUUUAGGUAGGUACGACUUGUGAGUGUAUUCGAACUUAUAUUUUAUAUUUAUUUCUUAAUAUAGUAGAAUAUAAAUGUAGCUAAAUGUGUUCAUUUAUGUGAUUUAACGUUGAAACAUAACCAUGCCGCCAACAGUUCAAACUAAUGAGCCCGAGCGAGAGAAGCGUCCGCAAAGGACUGGUGAAAGACGAUCAGAACUAGUAACACGUGUGAAAUAUUGCAACACCUUACCCGAUAUUCCAUUCGACUUGAAGUUUAUUACGUAUCCAUUUCCAUCGACGCGUUUCAUACAAUACAACCCGACCUCUUUGGAGAAAAAUUACCGAUAUGAAGUGUUGACAGAGCACGACUUAGGUGUCCAUAUAGAUUUGAUAAACCGAGAUAUGUAUCAAGGGGAUGGAAAUGCACAGCUGGAUCCCGCAGAUGAGAAGCUUCUUGAAGACGAUGUCCUCACGCCACAAGACUCCAAGCGAUCACGACAUCAUGCGAAAAGCGUGUCUUGGUUGCGCCGCUCAGAGUAUAUAUCCACUGAACAGACUAGGUUUCAGCCACAGUCUAUGGAAAAGGUUGAAGCCAAAGUGGGUUACAAUGUCAAGAAAAUAUUCAGCGAGGAAACUCUAUACAUGGACAGAGACAGCCAAAUUAAGGCUAUUGAGAAGACCUUUGAAGACAACAAGAUUCCAGUUGAGAAGCAUUACAGCAAACCUGGUGUGACCCCAGUCGAAGUUAUGUCUGUGUUCCCUGACUUUGAAAUGUGGAAGUAUCCAUGCGCUCAGGUCAUAUUUGAUUCAGACCCUGCACCUUCUGAUAAGAAUAUGGCUGGGCAGAUUGAAGCAAUGUCACAAGCUAUGAUAAGGGGUGUGAUGGACGAGAGCGGUGAACAGUUUGUAGCAUACUGCCUCCCCACUGAGGAUACAAUACAGAAGAGACGACGAGACAUUGCUGAGGGCAUACCCUACAUGGAUGAAGAUACCUAUGAGUAUAAGAUGGCUAGGGAGUACAAUUGGAACGUGAAGAGCAAAGCCUCAAAGGGCUACGAGGAGAAUUACUUCUUGGUGGUUCGCAAUCACUGCAUUUAUUACAACGAGUUGGAGACCAGAGUACGUCUGUCCAAGAGAAGGGCACGGGCAGGCGUAGCGGCGCAGGCUUUGACGAGGCUGGUGGUCACGCACAGACCACUAGGCGCGGCCGAACACCGCAUGCUACGGCUGAGGGAAAAGCAGCUCGAACCACCACAGGAGGAUGAGGAAGAAGAAGAACCCGAAGAAGAAGAAGAAGAAGAGGAAGAUAAACAAGAGCAGAAUGGGGAAAAAGAGAGGUCGCGAUCCCGUUCGAAAUCGGGAACAAAAUCUCCACAAGGGUCGGAGAAAUCCAAAGGGUCACACAGGUCGAGGUCAAAGUCAAAGUCCAAGUCUAAGUCAAAAUCGAGAAGUCGCUCGCGAUCUGGAUCGGGUUCCAGGAAGUCGAGAUCACGUUCCGGAUCCGCACAAUCUGGAUCCGUGAGAUCCGGUUCGGCACGGUCCCGGUCCGGCUCGGCCCGGUCGCGUUCCGGAUCGCGCUCGUCGCGAGCCAGUUCGAAGAGUAAAGGCUCUCGCGCUAGCUCUGCCAGUGGACGAGUUUCUAGAGCCAGUUCUAAAGGAAGCAAUAAGGGCUCCAAACCGUCUUCCAAAGCCAGUUCGCGCGCCUCAUCGCGUAGGUCUUCCCGGGCGUCCUCGCGAGCCUCCUCUAAGGGCUCCGGGUCCAAAGCUUCUUCCAGGGCCAGCUCCCGGCGGAACUCGGGCUCCGGCAGCGGUUCCGAGCGCUCGCGGAGCCGAUCGCGCAGUGGAUCCAAACAAGGUUCCCGUAGUGGUUCCGCAUCCAGCGCGUCGUCGAAGCACAGCGGUUCAGACUAAUACAAUAAAAGAAUUAAUAUGUGAUGUCUUGAAUAAAAUUAUUGUUAUAC
Pararge aegeria (speckled wood butterfly) is the source of this 1944-nucleotide messenger RNA. It is a transcript of the gene atms, whose product is annotated as RNA polymerase II-associated factor 1 homolog. The transcript has 10 exons. The record is from RefSeq and is a predicted model, not a curated record. NCBI's taxonomy places the organism in Eukaryota, Metazoa, Arthropoda, Insecta, Lepidoptera, Nymphalidae. Gene Ontology annotation, molecular function: chromatin binding; RNA polymerase II complex binding. Gene Ontology annotation, cellular component: Cdc73/Paf1 complex. Bases 125 to 1894 code for a protein of 589 amino acids. Gene Ontology annotation, biological process: transcription elongation by RNA polymerase II.